AUGCAGUCGGAUCAAGAACUAAUCAUAAUGUGUAAGCCUCCUGAGCCAACUAUCAUCGAAAAUAAGGCAGCUGGAUUCGCAGGUAGCUUUCCACACGGAGCUCGAGUGUCGGGCGUUGUGGAAGAGACUCCUGGACGUCUGGAGUAUGAAGUGGCCUUAUAUAAGGAAGCUCCACCAGUAAACAGGCAUACGAAUCACUCCGUAGAUUUACCGGUCGACCAGGUAACUGCUGCUGUGCCGAUCGGUACGAAAUUGCAACUACGCGCACGCAUCAAUCCAGAAUCCGCAUGGAGGCAUAUCAAACUACUAGAAGUGGCGGUCUCUCCAGAUCCAGACCGACCACACGCUCCUGGUUCAGUGCUGCUCGUCAAGGAUGGAAACCGAGAAUACGCCACGAUAAUUCCCCAUCAACCAGCUCGUUACCGUGAACGACAUAACGAGGUCUUCCUGGACUUUGAAGCCUUCCUCUUGGCCUCCAUGAAGGAACGAUCUACGCUCUGGAUACAUUCGCAGAUUAAAGCUUGCAUGGACGCCGCUGACUGCCAACCUGACUACUGCCUUGACUUAUAUGAACCUUCUGGUCAUGGGCGUAAACGACGGUCCCUGUUCGACGCAAAUAUACCACAGAACGUGACAAGCGCAGCACUAGUGUCAGAAUCUGAAAACAACACGACUCCUUACACGAGAUUCAAAGAGAACUUGGAGUAUACAGUUGUGAUGCCAGGAGAGCUCUUCCACAGGACGCCACUUGAAAACACGUGUGCAACUUCCAUGAUGGUAGCAGUAGCGCUUGGAUCUUUGCUAUUCAUGUCUGCUUUAUUGAUGUGCUAUUUAGCAACGAAAUUGAACUCAACGAUGCUCAAGAACAACAGUCUUCAAACACCAUCAGGUAAAGGAUUUGAGCAGAUUCUUCGAGAGCUAGCUCAUCAUUCACUGCCUGAUUCAGGGUACGCUGGUCGCCCAACAGUCCAAUAA
Molecule: messenger RNA, 975 nt
Organism: Diatraea saccharalis (sugarcane borer)
Lineage: Eukaryota; Metazoa; Arthropoda; Insecta; Lepidoptera; Crambidae
Source: the annotation of a GenBank genome assembly